AUGGGGAUCGAGCAGAGGGCGGCAAUCCUCCGCUCCACACCUCCCUCUUCGCCUCCUCCCAGUCCCCUCCAUCUCGAGCGAGUACUGCUCCUCCCCGUUCUGCAGUCCCCAGUUUCUGCCCCGCUGCGCUGCCCGCCAAACUCGCCGGCGGGUGUAUUUCCUCUCGAUCCUCCCACUCCAAUCCCCAGACCAAUCCCAGCCGCCCAGCCACGUUCUCGACCGCGUCGCUUCAAUUCCUAUCGCCCCAAUCGUCGUUCCCCUCCUCCGCCCUCCUCCUCCCCUAUCGGGCUCUUUUCUCUACCACCUCCCAUCCCCCGCACUCGUCUUCGCCCUAGCCCAUCGCAAUCCCAUCCACGUCCCCUCCACCGUACGCCUACCCUGGUCCCCUUCGCCUCGCCUCGCAUCGCGUGCACUCCCCUGUCCUCGCCCUCCUCCCGGCGACACACGUUCACGUCCACCACCAUCCAGCCAUCGCUGCCCAGGCACUCGCAUUUCCAAUCUCGCGCACAAAUCACUCCACCGCACCCGGUCCACCACGGAUGCAACAGUCAGACAACAUAA
Molecule: messenger RNA, 561 nt
Organism: Sparassis crispa
Lineage: Eukaryota; Fungi; Basidiomycota; Agaricomycetes; Polyporales; Sparassidaceae
Exons: 2
Coding region: 1-561 (186 amino acids)
Source: RefSeq, a predicted model, not a curated record